AUGCCCUACAAUCUCGACUGUCCUGAGUACGCAGGCAUGACGGCAGAGGAGAAAGCAGCUGCAUACCCAUCAGCGGCAUGCUUCGCCAACGACACAUCCUACUUAACCUCCAUGGCCUACUGCAUCCACACCUAUUGCCCCAAAAACGUCAAGAUCUACAGGCUUGAGUAUUUCUGGGAGGUCAAGAUGAUUUACGACUCUGAAGAUCUGACGAUUCGAUGGCCUUAUCUUGAAGCCUUGGCUCAGGUCAACACUACGACUGCGCCAAAGCCACUGUCACCAGAAGAGACCGUCUUUAACCGAACCAUCUCUAUCGAUUCCACUACCUAUCAGAGCUUUAUGAACGGUGUGAAAGGAUACAAGGAAGUCGCCAAGAAUGAGUCUAUGUACUCCAUCCUGGCCUUUAUGACUUGUGUCAUGGUCCCUAUCGGCUUCUCCCUCCUUCGUUUCCUCCCCCUCCCAACAUCCUUUAGAAGCAAGGUGUAUGGCUAUCUUAUCGACCCUCCAGCUUGGGGCAGGCAGCACAGCGUGGCUACACUUGGCAUCGGUAUGGUGCCUACCCGAGGUCAAGCUCUCUUCAUCCUCUACCUCAUCGGCAUCAAUUGCCUGGCCACGUUUGCGGGAUAUCCCAACUACGCUCCAAACGGCAUCUUUCCAGACCGUCAUUACGAGCUGAUGCGUCAUAUCGGAAAUCGUGCUGGUUCCGUUGCAUUCGCCAAUAUCCCCGUUGUUAUCUUAUAUGCUGGCCGUAGCAGUGUGCUACUUCGGCUAACCAACUGGUCUUACUCGACCUUCCUUCUCCUUCACAGAUGGACCGCCACCAUCUGCGUCAUCCAAGUCGCCCUCCAUUCGCUCCUUUGGCUUCGAAUUAUGAUUGAGGGAGACUCUUAUCCUCUCGUUCUGACAUACCCCUACUGGUAUGUCGGUGUUGUUGGAACUGUUGCCUUUUCCGCCUUGAUUCCAUUCUCGAUGCUCCCAAUCCGAAAGAUCAUGUAUGAAGUCUUCCUCAUUACGCAUAUUGUCUUAACAAUCGGCGCUUUGGUCGGUUCUUGGUAUCACAUUGUUUUCCUGUACGAAGAUAAAGGUGGCUUCGAGAUCUGGCUCAUAAUCGCCUUUUGCUUCUGGGGUCUUGAGAGAGUCCUUCGCAUUCUACGCAUCUCCAGAUAUGGCAUCAAGAAAGCAUACGUCACUCGCAUUGAUGAUAAGUAUCUGCGAGUUGACAUCCCCGAUGUCGAUGCUCAGGGCCAUUGCUUCGCCUACUUCCCCACGCUCUCUUGGCGAGUAUGGGAGAAUCAUCCUUUCUCAAUCGUCAAUUGCAGCAAAGGUCAGCUUGAUGGAGAGUCCGUUAUCCCAAGCUCCGCUUCGCACACGCAGUCUGAGAAUGAGGGUGCAAUCUCGCCUGCUGAAGCAUCGGCUUCUAAAGAGAUGGGAGGCGCCAUGUCAAACAUCCGCCAACUCAGAGUUCACAGUAACACUACCAAGCCCGGUAUCACGCUGUUUGUCCAGAACUGUCGUGGUAUGACAGCCAAGCUUGCAAAGAAAGCCGACACUGGCAUCGCGAUCCCCGUCCUCAUCGAGUCUUCUUAUGGCCACGAAGACACAACUCGAUUCGAUCCCAGCAUCGAAUACCCGAAUACCCUUGUCAUCUCCGGCGGUGUCGGCAUUGCUGGCGUCCUGUCAUGUCUCCAAGCCUCCCUGUCGAUGUACGCUAAGCCUCUGGGAACCACUAAGCUGUACUGGGGAAUUAAAAGUAAGGGCCUUGUCGAUGUUGUAAAGAGUAUGAUUGUAGGUGGAGAUGCCGGUGAAGGAAAAGAAGGUGGUGAGUCCUCCAACUGGGGCCAUAUCGAGACCCAUGUCUCGGUUGGUGAGCGCAUGGACAUAAAGAGAGUUUUGACCAAGGAAUUGGAGAACGCUAUUGGUGGAACUACUGUGGUCGUCUGUGGUCCACAUGCAAUGUGUGAUGAAGCUCGGUAUGUCUGCGCUGCAAUGGCGAGACAUGGCGUCGUUGUUCGUUAUGUGGAAGAAUCCUUCACUUGGUAG
This is a messenger RNA of Fusarium musae, 2040 nucleotides long. RefSeq lists its product as uncharacterized. The transcript is spliced from 2 exons. Bases 1 to 2040 code for a protein of 679 amino acids. The record is from RefSeq and is a predicted model, not a curated record. Gene Ontology annotation, biological process: copper ion import; iron ion transport; intracellular iron ion homeostasis. NCBI's taxonomy places the organism in Eukaryota, Fungi, Ascomycota, Sordariomycetes, Hypocreales, Nectriaceae. Gene Ontology annotation, molecular function: ferric-chelate reductase activity. Gene Ontology annotation, cellular component: plasma membrane.